AGUCCUAUGUUUGCACAAUGUGUGUUCUAAACGUACAUUUAGACAAGUUUUAUUCUAGAAUCACGGAAUCAUGACAAUCGCCUUUAGAACGAUAAAUAAGUUGCUUGUGCCUGUCGCCGGCAACGUAUUUUGCUUAUUUCGUGCUCAAUUAAGUACAGUUAAAAUGGCUGAUAAUAACCCGGACUACAAGGCGGCUAAGUCCAUCCAUGAGUUCACAGUGAAGAACAUUAAGGGAGAAGAAGUCAAGCUCGACGUUUACAAAGGUCAUGUCUGCAUCAUCGUGAACGUUGCAUCUCAGUGUGGCCUUACUGCAAACAACUACAAACAACUCAACGAGCUGUACGAAAAGUAUGCCGAAAGCAAUGGACUUCGCAUUUUGGCGUUCCCAUGCAACCAAUUUGCUGGACAAGAACCUGGAAACCCGGAGGAAAUUGUUUGUUUCGCCUCAGAGAGGAAGGUCAAGUUCGACUUAUUUGAGAAGAUUGAUGUUAACGGCGACAGCGCCCAUCCCCUGUGGAAAUUCUUAAAGAACAAGCAAGGAGGCACUCUGGGGAACUUCAUCAAAUGGAACUUCACAAAGUUCAUCGUUGACAAAGAGGGUGUCCCAGUAGAGAGGCAUGGGCCUAACACCGACCCACUUGACUUAGUCAAGUCACUGGAGAAAUACUGGUAGAGGGGACCAAACUACAAAAUACAUGUUAAUUCUUAACAUUCCUGGGUAAUCCCGGUAUCGUUCACACGUUCAAUAUUUAUAUUCUAAGUUAAAGUGUGUAAAAACGUUUAUUUAUGUUUUAAGGUCACUGAAAUUAAUAAAAAGUUUGUUAGUAAA
Molecule: messenger RNA, 829 nt
Organism: Plutella xylostella (diamondback moth)
Lineage: Eukaryota; Metazoa; Arthropoda; Insecta; Lepidoptera; Plutellidae
Gene: Gtpx
Product: phospholipid hydroperoxide glutathione peroxidase Gtpx
Biological process (GO): response to oxidative stress
Molecular function (GO): peroxidase activity
Source: RefSeq, a predicted model, not a curated record